ACAAGAAGACGUUCAAAUUAGAUGGUUGAGAUCAGGAAAUAUUUUCAACUAACUCAGUAUUUAACAGAGACGGGUAUUAACUAGUUACAUAGAGAAGCAGCAUUCAGCUUCUAUGCACCACAAAUCAAAACAAACAUCCAGAAAAUUGCAAAACAGCUGAAACACUGAAUCUUUUAAAUCAAGACAAAAAACCCAUCUAUCUAGAGUUGCUGUUAAAACAUUGUAAAAGAAACACUGACCAACAUUUCGAGAACCGGUUCUUCUACAGCCCUAACAUUGUUGCUGUUUCGACAUUACAAGACAAACUGACUCUUCAUUCAUUGCUUCCAGCCUCUCCCUCAGGCUGACUUUCCUGUUCAAACCUGCCUUGAAGCUGGGAGGAACCAGCGCCUGAUUGGCUGAAGCCUCUCUGCACUCACAUGUGAGUCACAGAUCAGAGCUCAAACCAGUUGCUGUUUCCAGUAAACUCACACAGCUCCUGUGACCGAGAGCCAGAAUGGAGCACAAUCAGCUGGAUAGAGAAACUUUAUGCUGUUCGAUCUGCCUGGAUCUACUGAAGGAUCCGGUGGCUAUUGCCUGUGGACACAACUACUGUAUGAACUGUAUCAAAACCCACUGGGAUGAAGAGGAUGAGAAAGGAAUCCACAGUUGUCCACAGUGUAGGGAGACAUUCACACCGAGGCCUGUGCUAAAGAAGAACACCAUGCUAGCAGCUUUAGUGGAGCAGAUGAAGAAGACUGGACUCCAAGCUGCUGCUGCUGAUCACCGCUACGCUGGACAUGAAGAUGUGGCCUGUGAUGUCUGUAGUGAGAUAAAACUGAAAGCCACCAAGUCCUGUUUAAUCUGUCUGGCCUCUUACUGUGAGAAACACCUUCAGCCUCAUUAUGAUGUGGCUCCUUUAAAGAAACACAAGCUGGUGGAGCCGUCCAAGAACCUCCAGGAGAACAUCUGCUCUAUGCAUGAUAAGCUGUUGGAGAUCUUCUGCCGCACUGAUCAGAAGUGUAUCUGUUAUCUCUGCUCUGUGGAUGAGCAUAAAGGCCAUGACACAGUGUCAGCUGCAGCAGAAAUAGCCGAGAGGCAGAGAGAGCUGGAGGAGAGACAAAAGAAAAUUCAACACUUGAUUCAGGACAGAGAGAAAGAUGUGAAGCUGCUUCAACAGGAGGUGGAGGCCAUCAAUUACUCUGCUGAUAAAGCAGUGGAGGACAGUGAGAAGAUCAUCACCAAGCUGAUCCGUCUCCUCCGGAAAAGAAGAUCUGAUGUGAAGCAGCAGAUCAGAUCCCAGCAGGAAACUGAAGUGAGUCGAGUCAAAGAUGUUCAGGAGAAGCUGGAGCAGGAGAUCACUGAGCUGAAGAGGAAAGACGCUGAGCUGGAGCAGCUCUCACACACAGAGGAUCACAACCAGUUUCUCCUCAACUACCCCUCACUGCCAGCACUCAGUGAGUCUACACACUCAUCCAGCAUCAACAUCCGUCCUCUGAGACACUUUGAGGACGUGACAGCAGCUGUGUCAGAGCUCAGAGAGAAACUACAGGACGUCCUGAGAGACUCAUGGACAAACAUCUCACUGAUGGUCACUGAGGUGGAUGUUCUACUGUCAGAACCAGAACCAAAGAGCAGAGAUGGAUUCAUGAGAUAUUCAUGUGAAAUCACACUGGAUCCAAACACAGCACAUACACAACUGUUACUAUCAGAGGGGAACAGGAAGGUGAGACUGAUGGAUCAACCUCAGUCUUAUCCUAGACAUCCAGACAGAUUCACUCAUUACUAUCAGGCUCUAAGUAGAGAGAGUCUGACUGGACGUUGUUACUGGGAGGUGGAGAGGAGUGGAGGACCAACUAUCAUAGGAGUCACAUACAAGAAUAUCAGCAGAGUAGGAAUAGGAAAGGACUGUUUAAUUGGAGAUAACGGCAAAUCAUGGGCAUUAAAUUGUCAUGAUUCUAAAUUUGGUCACAACAACAUCUGGACCUCCGUCUCAGGUCCAGGUUCCUCCAGAGUGGGAGUGUACCUGGAUCACGGAGCAGGUAUUCUGUCCUUCUACAACGUCUCUGAAUCCAUGACUCUGCUGCACAGAGUUCAGACCAGAUUCUCUGAACCGCUGCUGGCUGGAGUUUAUGUUUAUAACACUGGAUGUUCUGCAGAGUUCUAUAAACCCAACUAGAUUUUCUCUCUGAUUGUUGAUCAGGGUUCAUUAUUCUGAUGUCUGUUCCACAGUUUUGUUUCUGAUUUUUCUGGUUUAAAUGUAUUUCUGUCAGUCAAGGAGCCAUAAAGGAAACCCUGCUGAUGUUUUCUUUCAUUCUAAUAAGACAUAACUAUUUCUCCACAAAAAAAUCUAAACGUCUCUGGGAUCUAGUAGUUUUCGGUAAUAUUUCUAUUGAGCUAUUAGGAUGUUGUUGUUAUUUAAAUCAGUUGAGAUUGAAAUUAACUGAAUUUACUUCAUGUUGGUUCCAUUAUUGUAAUUCCAAGAAGUGAAACUACCAUAAACUUAGAACUAAUGCUGUUUUCUUUUAAAUCUUUAUAUCAAUAUCAGUAGAAUAAAUUUCUGCUGUUGUGUCUCUUUGGCUUUCUUCAAUAAAACAACUUGAUUACAGAGACAUUUUGACUUGUUUUUCUUAAUUUUUACAAGUUUUUUUCCGAGUCCUAUCAAAGGGCAGAAACAUUUCCUUCAACAGGUCUCAGGUGAUGCUGGAGAAGAAAAGAUCCACAUCUAACAUAUACAGCAACAAUCUGAGUUAAAAUGGAUUACAUUUAUCUUUAAGAUCAAGUUCCCGUCCUGGAAGGUUGUGCCAGUUUAUGCCGGGAUGGAAGGAUGAUUGGAUGUAUGACUGCAUGAAUGUAUGGAUGGAUGAGAGACGACUGGUUGGUUGAUGGAUGGAUAAGAAGAUAUACCAACGGAUAGUUAGAAGGAUGGACCAAUCAUUGAAUGGUUGAUUAUUUUGUUGGAUGAAAAUCUGGAUAAAUUGGUGGCAUCAACUAAUGGUUUGAUUGAUGAAUGGAUGAAUGGAUGAAUAGAACACUUGGUAGAUUGUUGGUUGUUCUGGAUGGAUAGUAAGAAGAAUGGAUGAAUUGAUGGAUGGAAGAAUCAUUGAUUAGAUAGAAUCACCAAAGGAAAAUCUUAAAACUUUGGCAGAAAACAUGGAGAACUAUUGAUCAAAGGAAUAUGGAAAGAAAUAAAAAAUGACUAAAACCUUUUUCCCAAUCCUGUCCAUUGAAUAAGGAUCAUACACAAGGUCAUUAUAAUUAAAAGUAUUAUAUAUAUGCACGUUUGCUGAGACACUGCAAAGACGUUCUUGGUUGAAAAGAAUAAAUUUUACUAACAAAUGUGUCAAAAUAAACAUUACCAGGAUGUAAAAUACACA
Molecule: messenger RNA, 3356 nt
Organism: Gambusia affinis (western mosquitofish)
Lineage: Eukaryota; Metazoa; Chordata; Actinopteri; Cyprinodontiformes; Poeciliidae
Product: tripartite motif-containing protein 16-like
Exons: 1
Coding region: 497-2158 (553 amino acids)
Molecular function (GO): protein binding; zinc ion binding
Source: RefSeq, a predicted model, not a curated record